Messenger RNA from Spinacia oleracea (spinach), 1864 nucleotides. Its product is annotated as alcohol-forming fatty acyl-CoA reductase. The record is from RefSeq and is a predicted model, not a curated record. The coding region runs from base 90 to 1634 and encodes 514 amino acids. Lineage: Eukaryota; Viridiplantae; Streptophyta; Magnoliopsida; Caryophyllales; Amaranthaceae. Gene Ontology annotation, cellular component: intracellular membrane-bounded organelle. The transcript is spliced from 9 exons. Gene Ontology annotation, biological process: suberin biosynthetic process; long-chain fatty-acyl-CoA metabolic process. Gene Ontology annotation, molecular function: alcohol-forming very long-chain fatty acyl-CoA reductase (NADP+) activity.
UGAGCGAUUUGAUCUACUUUUACCAAUAUUCUCAUCCGGAAAUCUAUAUAUUUUACAAGUAGCCAGUUUUAAAGUUUUAGAAUUUGAUCAUGGAUUUUGGUAGCAUAACUGAGUUUUUAGCCAACAAAACCAUUUUAGUUACCGGUGCUACCGGGUUCAUUGCUAAGAUUCUAGUGGAGAAGAUUCUUCGGGUUCAGCCAAAUGUGAACAAAUUAUACCUUCUUAUAAGGGCUAGUAAUUCUCAAGCAGCCGAUAUUCGGCUGCAAGACGAGGUAUAUAUGAGGACCACAAAGUUACGAAAAUUGUCGCUUGUAGCUCAUAUUGUUGUACGUACGGUGUUUUGGACGCAGGUGUUAGGGAAGGAGUUAUUCAAAAUUCUAAGAGAAAAAUGGGGAACAAAAUUUGAGUGUUUCAUGUCGGAGAAAAUUAGUGCAGUUGCUGGUGAUACUUCCUACGAGAACUUGGGAAUUACUGGUCAUCGGCUGAAACAAAUGUACAAUGAUAUAGAUAUUGUUAUCAACGUCGCAGCAACCACAAAAUUCGACGAAAGGUAUGAUGUUGCAUUGGGCGUGAAUACCCUAGGACCUAAACAUGUUGUCAACUUUGCUAAGAAUUGUGCUAAUAUAAAGUUGCUUAUCCAUGUAUCAACCGCAUAUGUUUGUGGAGAGAAAACAGGAAUAAUAUCUGAAAAGGCGUAUGGCAUGGGUGAAACUUUGAAUGGCGUGGUUGGUUUGGAUAUUGAUUCAGAGAAGAAGCUUGUUGAUCAAACUUUAAGCAGUCUUAAAGCCAGUGAUGUUCCAGAAAAGGAUAUAAGAAUUAGGAUGAAGAAUUUAGGAGAUCAAAGGGCAAAGUUUUAUGGAUGGCCAAAUACAUACGUAUUUACCAAAGCAAUGGGAGAGAUGCUUGUAGGCAAGCUUAGAGGCAAUUUACCUGUGCUUAUUAUGAGGCCUACCAUCGUGUGCAGUACAUUCAAAGAACCCUUUCCUGGCUGGGUUGAAGGUUGCAGGACAAUUGAUAGUAUUGCUGUUAUGUAUGGAAAAGGAUAUCUAGGUUUGUUCUGCGGUGAUAGUACUUCUGUUUUGGACUUGAUACCGGCUGAUAUGUUUGUGAAUUCGAUUAUUGUGGCUAUGAAGGACCAUAUAAAUCAAUCAAAAUUGACUGUGUACCAAGUUGGGAGUUCGAAAAGAAACCCAAUAUCUUUAGGUGAUGUGCAUGAUAUUCUUUUCCGAUACUUCACUAAAAAUCCUUGGAUCAAUCGUGAAGGUAACACUGUCAAUGUCAGGAAAGGUGUCGUGCUCAGCAAUAUACUCAUAUUUGAAAUCAUUUUCUCCCUAUUGCAUUAUUUCGUUCAAAUGGUCUUAAUUUUGCCUAAUAAAAUGGGUGAUAGCAGCUUCCUACGUACUUUGCGUAACUUUGACAAAAAGCUGAAAAUGGUAACACGGAUAGUAGAGUUGUACAAACCUUACGUAUUCUUUAAGGGCAUUUUUGCAGAUACGAAUACAGAAAAGUUGCUCAUAACUGCCCGGGAAAACGGUUUAGAUGAAAAUGCCUUCAACUUCGACCCCUUAUGCAUCAACUGGAAAGAUUAUUUCUUCAAUAUCCACCUUCCAUCGAUUGUUGACAACUUGUUCUAGUACUUCAUCACAUUUCCCAGGCCUUCAUUUUCUUUUUGUUCAAAUUGAACAAACUUGCAGCAUAAAUGUAUUUUACGUACUCGAUUAAUUUAUAUUUUUAAAUGCUUUUUUCUAUUUUUAUUCCUUAUUUUCUAAAAUAAAUGCAAAAAGUGUGACUUUUAUUCUUAAUGUACAUCCAAGGACGAAAAUUUUAUCUGUACAAGUCAAGAAGAACUAAAUUUGUUGUUAGA